Camarhynchus parvulus is the source of this 1002-nucleotide messenger RNA. It is a transcript of the gene RMI2, whose product is annotated as RecQ mediated genome instability 2. The record is from RefSeq and is a predicted model, not a curated record. Gene Ontology annotation, cellular component: cytosol; nuclear speck. Gene Ontology annotation, biological process: DNA repair; maintenance of rDNA; negative regulation of double-strand break repair via homologous recombination. NCBI's taxonomy places the organism in Eukaryota, Metazoa, Chordata, Aves, Passeriformes, Thraupidae. The transcript has 2 exons. The coding region runs from base 1 to 747 and encodes 248 amino acids.
AUGACAGCCACUCGGACUCUGGGCCGAUCCAGGCGAGGGACGGUGGCUCGGGGGGCUGGCACACGGUGCAGCCGAGGCGACAGGCGGCUGAACCGGCGGGGGCUCUGCCUGCGCUCCGCACCGACGGGGCAGGUCAGCCACCCGGGGCACCGCCUGCGCUCCGCGCCCGCAGAGCCCCGCCGGGCACGGGCCGCCCGUCCCGCACAGCAGCUCCCGUUCCGCGCAGGCCGCUCCGCAGCCGCAGCGCGGCCGCCGCUCAGGGGCGGGGCGGCCCGCGCGCUUCCCGCCCUCAGCGGCUGCGCGCCCUCAGGCGCCCUCAGCAUGGCCGGGGCGGCGCUGGGCCCGCCGGGCCCGCCGGUGAAGGUGCUGGCGGCGCAGCUGCGGCGGGCGGAGCGCGGCGCGGGCGGCACCUGGGAGCUGCGGCGGGCGGCGGCGGGCCGGGCACCGCUGUCCCUGCGGGCCGUGUGGAUGCAGGGCACCGUGCUGGAGGUGCAGCCAGGCGCCGAAGGCGGCACGGCCCGGCUGCAGGACGGCAGCGGCGCCUUCACCGUGGUGGGCGUGGAGCAGGUGCCGCAGGGCCGGCCGUGCCUCAGCGCAGGGAACUAUGUAAUGGUGAUGGGUGUGGUGCGGUCCUGCAGUCCGGAGCCCAUUCUUCGAGCAAUAAAGAUGUCAGAUCUCUCUGAAAACCCCAUUCAUAAGAAUAUGUGGGAUCUUGAAGUGGAGGAUUUGCACAGAGUCAUCCCCUAAUAUUUUUACUUUCUGCCUAAAAGAACUGGAAAUUUGUUUUCUUUUGCUUUUUGGUGCAGGACGUUGGACUAUUCUGUGUAACCACUCCUGGAGUAAACCAAAGUGAGAAGCUGGGCUCAGUGAAGUGUAGGGACCAAUGCUUAUCUGAUAAUAAUCACAGUUCAUGUCUCCCAGUCUUUUUAUACCAACAUAUUUGAGCAGUGCCUAUUUGAUGUUUUGAUUAAGAUGUUCAUGCUAUUAAAAAGGCUGUAUGUU